AUGGCGGCGCAGGAUAGCGAUGGAGAGGAGGAUUUUGUCAGCUAUGGGAAAGCUCUGGAGCUCUACGAGGAAGGAGAACAGCCAAAGAAACCAGUCCCUCUUCAUGAUCAGACUGUUAAGGAUGAGAAGGGACGUUAUAAGCGUUUCCACGGAGCCUUCACUGGGGGAUUCUCCGCUGGGUACUUCAAUACCGUUGGUACUAAAGAAGGUUGGGCCCCGUCAACCUUUAUUUCGUCGCGUUCUGGAAGAUCAGAAAAGCAAACCAGUCGGCCGGAGGACUUUAUGGAUGAUGAGGACCUCAGUGAAUUCGGAAUAGCCCCCAAAGAAAUUCUCACUACAGAUGAAUUUGCGUCAAGAACCAAAGACAGAAUUAGGGAGAAGGCCAGGGAACUUGCGUCUGUAACAGCACCGAUCCCAGGCGCCACCAUACUUGAAGAUUUAAUUGCACCAGCAAAGAUCAGUAUAGGUAUCCAGUUGCUGCGGCAGAUGGGCUGGAAAGAAGGACAAGGAAUUGGGCCAAGGACGAAGAAAAGAGCAAAGAAACAAAUGCCUGAUAAUGUGAAGAUGUAUGGCUGUGCGUUACCACCAACGGGCUCUGAAGAAUCUGAGGAUGAAGAUGAAUACAUUCCUGAGAACGUCACAUUUGCUCCCAAAGACGUGACCCCUGUAGACUUCACCGUCAAAGACAAUGUCCAUGGGCUUGGCUACCGAGGGCUCGAUCCUCGCCAGGCUUUGUUUGGGGGAUCAGACAUGCAGUUAAAUUUAUUUGGUGAUGGGGCUGACAAAAUGAGCAAUGUUCUGGAUAUAAGGCAUGUUAAAGGGAGGAAAGUUGGGAUAUCCGGCCAGGCAUUUGGGGUAGGAGCCUUGGAGGACGAGGAUGACGAUAUUUACGGCACGGAUUCCAUGUCUAAAUACGAUACGGUUUUGCGAGACGAGAGUGGAGAUGGACUAUUUGGAUGGACUGCACCAAAGGAAUAUAAAAGCAAAAAGGGGCUGCCCAAAGAGCUUCAGUAUGUAGAUAACGUUUUGGACGGCUUCUGCAUAGCAACCAAACCAACUCCCACUAAGAAGAUUUUCUCCCCUCCGGAGCUUCCCAGAGAUUAUCGCCCCAUUCACUACUUCCGACCCGUCCUGUCUCCAAACGCUCACAGCUCUUCGGCUCUUCACGCAAUGCUGGAUUCAUCCCAAAAACCUCCUAACCCUACCAAGGAGCUGCCACCCAGCCGACACCAACUAAACUCUUCGCAGCGGGGGGAGAUGUUGGGAGAGACGCGUCUGCAGGGUCCUACAUCUGUGCUGGAGAUGCUUUCGGAUAAAGACCAGGAGCGGAUCAGACAAGUAAAAGCGGCGGCAGAGCAGCAAAAGCUUAAAGCUCAGAGCCUCGCUCAGGAAGCACUAAAAAGCCGCUUUCAGUCUGUCUCUGCCCCGGACACCCCGAGCCCCCCGCAGGCAGGACUACUCGGGCGAGAGGCUCUUCCGGCACAAGCUGGAGACUUCCGACCGUUUGAGAAAAAUCCAGAUAAACAGCAGAGAUAUGAAAUCUACAUCAGGAAGCUUCACCAAGGAGAAAAAGAUGCUUUGGACAGCAGUCUGGACACAAAGAUGACAGAGUGGGAGCGUAGCCGGGAGCGAGAUGAAUUUAUGCGAUCAGCGACGUUAUACAAAUCCACCAACUCCAUGCUGUCUUCCCGGUUCACACGGGGUAAAUAUGAAGAAGACUCAGAUAAAGUGGAGGUUCCGAGGGACGAAGAGGGUGAUCUGAACGACAAAGCAUCCGCUGUGAAGAUGAAAAUGUUUGGGAAGCUGACGAGGGACACGUUUGAGUGGCACCCAGACAAACUGCUUUGUAAAAGGUUUAAUAUACCUGAUCCUUAUCCUGGGUCAACUAUGGUGGGACUGCCAAAAGUCAAAAGGGACAAGUUCUCUGUGUUCAAUUUUCUCACUAUUUCUGAGACCCCCAAACCUAUUGAGACUUCUACAAAACCGGAACAGUCGCAGCAAUCAUCUCAAAGCAAACCCAGGAAGCCGUCUAGGUGGGAUUUAUCUGCCGGAGAACAAAAGGACUCGGUCAGUGACUUUUUGAGUCGUGCACGGAGCGAAGUUGAUGUCAAAAAGGAACAGUCUGCUACUUCAGUAUCAAAUAUAAUGUCUACGGCACCGCUACCGGCGAAGGUUUCUGCUGAGCAAACCGAUCAGAUCCAAGAUCCAGAAGUUGAAGAAAAGAGGCCAUCCAUGGAUUUAUUCAAAGCAAUCUUUGCUGAUUCUUCAGAUGAAAAGUCAUCGGAAGAGGAAAGUGAGGAGGAGGAAGAAGAGCCUGCUUCAGCUGUAAACAAGCCCGAAACGCCAUUGUCCAGCGUGCAAGAUCCUAAUCCAGUAACGGAAGCCCCAGCACCACCAGUUGUAACAGAAUUAAAGGAAACACAGGAGAGCAUGGACGCCUGUGAAGAAUUUGGUCCCCGGCUGCCACCUCCAGUGUUAUCUGGGGGUUCCGGGAAGUCUGAUCAUAUCCGGGUGUCGGGUAUAGAUGAGCCUAUUAAGAAACAGAAACAAAAGAGAAACAAGGAGAAACGCAAAGUGAAAAAGGAGCGAAAACACAAGAAAGAAAAGAAGAAAAAACACAAGAAGCAGAAACACAAAGCUAAACAGCGAUCUAAGAUGGCGGAUGGGAGCAGCUCGGACUCGGAAGAGAGCAGUGAGAGUCCCAGCGAGGCGGAGGGCGCAGCGGAGAUCACCCCGCGGGAACUAUUAAAGAGGCUGAAAAAUCUUCCCAUCCCUCGGUAGCAGAAAGUUCCAGUUUUUGCUUCUCUAAUGAAGAAUAAUCGGCUAUAAACUCCUCAAUUGGAUUUUCAGAGCAAAAUGUUUUGUAAAUAUGUAUAAAAAAGUGAAAUCAGAGUGAAUAAUAUUUUGAGAAAUAAACAUUUGGUUUGUUUUUCUUAAUUGAAAAAA
Spea bombifrons (plains spadefoot toad) is the source of this 2946-nucleotide messenger RNA. It is a transcript of the gene GPATCH1, whose product is annotated as G-patch domain containing 1. Bases 1 to 2781 code for a protein of 926 amino acids. The record is from RefSeq and is a predicted model, not a curated record. Gene Ontology annotation, cellular component: nucleus. The transcript has 20 exons. Gene Ontology annotation, molecular function: RNA binding. Gene Ontology annotation, biological process: mRNA processing. Lineage: Eukaryota; Metazoa; Chordata; Amphibia; Anura; Pelobatidae.